This is a messenger RNA of Phytophthora infestans T30-4, 1961 nucleotides long. Its product is annotated as M96 mating-specific protein family. The coding region runs from base 36 to 1805 and encodes 589 amino acids. Gene Ontology annotation, molecular function: protein dimerization activity. Lineage: Eukaryota; Oomycota; Peronosporomycetes; Peronosporales; Peronosporaceae. The record is from RefSeq and is a predicted model, not a curated record. The transcript has 3 exons.
ACCGUUUUUCGGCGCUGUUCUAGGACUCCGUGCCCAUGGCAACAGGUACCGACACGUUCCCUACACGCAGCGGCGUCUUGUGGCCGGCGCUGAACGAUGAAGAGCUGUCCAGCGCUUCCUCUUCCUCUUCGACGCCGGCCACCUCUACCUCUACCGUCACUUCGACGCACCAGCGGCUGCUACUGCCCAGCACGAGCAAUGCGCAACUUAACGAGCUAGCAGCACUGCUGACUUCUACUGCAGCAACUUCAGGCGCCCAACAGACUUUCCUGGACGAUUUACUUCGCGAUGAUGGCGAUAGUCACCAUCAUACGCAGACGCAGACUUUUCAGCUGCACGAAGACGUCGCAGUAUCCAGUGCAAUGACAGACGUGGGUGUGCUGAAUGACGCAGCGUUCUUUUCGCUUGGAGAGGAGACACACACCGCCACAACGUACUCGUCGUCGUCGUCAGCUGGCUCACCCUCCGCUUCUUCCACCCCCUCCAGACUAUUGCAGCUAGAAACCAACUACGAGAGGAAGAAGAAACGCGCGAAAAUCAAUCGGAAAGAUCUGAAUUCGAGGUUCCAGGAGCUCAUGGACAUUUUGCACUUAAAAGAAGACCGCAAGCUGAACCGAGCCAAGAUCCUAGAGAAGGCCAUCGAACAUAUUGAGAAGCUGACAGCACAGCUGAAUGCUCUCAAAGCAGGGCAACAUCAGCAGCACCACAACUCCAUCCGGAAGACUGCCAUUCCGCUGCACCAUCCUCAGCUUCAUACACUAGCAACGGGACAGCACACUCUCCGCGGUGGAGCUCCACUGCUGCCUUAUAACCCUUCGCAGAGCCAUCCGUGGACUGCUGGGGCUAUUGGAACUAGUCUCCCUUUACCACAGAUGAUGUGGAUGCCGUGUCCGGUUGUCCCGUCCACUGCAAUGUCCCGGAAACGUGCUGCUCCUGGCCGAACGACGGACACUUCUCGGGAACGUGGACGAGCUGGAAGCGUGGAGAGUCAAGCUACAACGAUUUCAGAGCCAGUUUCAAACGCGGAAGUCACCGAAGUUGCUGCUGUUUCUACUCAGUCGUCUGUCUUUGAGUGGAGCGCACGGGAAAUCCCGACGCUUUUGUCGUUCUGCGACGCGUGGACUUUAGUGGCCGUGAUGGGUACAUCUCGAGAAUUGCAGCGUGCAGCACGAAGCGACAAGCUGUGGGCAGAUCUUUGUCGCUCUAGGUGGCGAAUCUCCGCACAGAUUGCGGUUCCUCAGCCGUUCGAGCAGUGGCGGACGUUCCAUGACUCUAACCGGCUUCCUGACUGCUCUAACUUUACGCGUAGCGGACAGUUGUUUGCUGUAGGUCGAGAGAAGGGUGUUAGCGUGUGGGGUUUGCUUUCUCAUCGCUCCAAUGGACACACGACGAGGACGGUCUUGGUGAACGGCAAGGCUACAGUCAUGCAAGUCGUGGAGCUCUUCGUCGUGGUGCAAAACACGAGUCGCUCUCGAGUCCACGUGACGGACUGCAUCUCGAUAUCGACGCUGGACAAUGACGCGAACGUGUCGUUCCAGCCUUUCACCGCGACGUCGGGGGCACAUUUGAUGCCAACGGUGGUGGCAGCUAACUCGGAGCCACGUGUGACGAAGGACUUGGCUACAGUCGCACUACAACACGGAGAUCUGUGCGUGCUGAGUGUGUUUAUGGCAUGUCCCGGACUCGAGUUGGAGGAGCAGUUCUUGCAGAGAACACGCUGGCUGGACGUGCAGGUUCAACUGGCCUCGAGAGAGGAGACUUUGGAGCGUGUGGAGUGUGUCAACAUUCGCGCCGCUUGCACCUGAGAGAAGGCGACACUGACAGCUCGUCAGAGUUAGUGUACCCCCCACGACGAUUGGACUCAAGCUAUACUUCUUGUUUGUAGUGGCUCAUGUGACGCAAGGCUCACCUUCCCGUACCCCUGCUAGCAGCAGGGCUACAUGUAUCCCCACGGCGUGGAC